Molecule: messenger RNA, 1068 nt
Organism: Fraxinus pennsylvanica
Lineage: Eukaryota; Viridiplantae; Streptophyta; Magnoliopsida; Lamiales; Oleaceae
Source: the annotation of a GenBank genome assembly
AUGGCUAAACUUUGUCCAAUUCCGUGUCUGAUUACAAUUACCUUCUUGGUAAUCCUGGCAUUCCCAACCUCGGCCUCUACAGAUAAAUCCGAUGCCCAAGCUCUUAGAGAUCUGUACAGGUCCCUGAACAGCCCACCGCAGCUGAAGGAAUGGAAAUUAAACGGUGGAGAUCCUUGCGAAGAAUCAUGGACUGGAGUUUUGUGCUUUGGAUCAUCAGUAAUCCACCUUAAACUCCAUGGCCUAGAGCUCACUGGAACUCUUGGAUUUGACCUCUCAAAUCUAAGAAGUUUGAAGCAGCUGGACCUUAGCUCAAAUCACAUUCAUGGCGAUAUCCCCUACUUCGUACUUCCUAAUGUCACACAACUGAACUUGUCAGGGAAUAACUUUAGCCAAAGCAUUCCAUACUCCUUAGUUUACAUGAAACAUCUCCGGCAUCUGAAUCUGAGCCACAACACUUUAUCUGGACCCUUAGGAGAUGUGUUCAAUGGCCUGGAGAAUCUAAUAGAAAUGGAUUUAUCAUUCAACAACUUCACCGGAGAUCUACCUACGUCAUUCAAAACUUUGACAAACCUUACAAGAUUGUUCUUGCAGGGAAAUGAAUUUACCGGAUCAGUAAUAUUCUUGGCCAAUCUCCCACUAUCUGACUUGAAUAUUGAAGAUAACCAUUUCAGUGGUCUUAUUCCAGAAAAAUUUCAAGAUAUACACAACUUGUGGAUUGGCGGAAAUCGGUUCAACAAUGGAUCAAACUAUCCACCCUGGAAUUUUCCUUUCGAUACUUUGCCCAACGAGCAGAAUAUCACUAGUCCACCAUCUACAAAUUUAAGUGCCAUUGAAAGCUAUCCUUCUCACAAAGUAAGAGGGCACAAGAAGAAGGGGCAGGGGGUAGCAGGAAUAGUUCUGAUGGUUGGAGGAGGCACUCUGAUUGCUGCAUGUGCAGCUCUUUUCAUUUCAAUUCGUAUUCACCGAUCACGUAGGGAAAUCCUCAAAAGCUUAGGUAGCUGCGAAGGUUCAACAAGAUCUUCACCAAUCAGCAUAGUCAGAGGUCCAUACAUCGCUAUAAAUAUAUGA